Leptosia nina is the source of this 258-nucleotide messenger RNA. The record is from the annotation of a GenBank genome assembly. NCBI's taxonomy places the organism in Eukaryota, Metazoa, Arthropoda, Insecta, Lepidoptera, Pieridae.
AUGAUAAGCAUCAAUAUAUAUCUUUACUGUGAAAGAGAUAGUAGAUAUAACAAACCUGAAGUGCGAGUAGUCAAGCGGCGUGAGGCGCGGCUUAGCACCGUCGUCAACUUAGUGGCAUGUCUAUCCACGCGCACUGAACGCGCGACCACCGCUUUUCCACCCACUGCACUACACUUCACUUCACCUCAUUUCCCUCAACACAAACACAAGACACUAUUACACCUGAAACAAGAGAAAAUCAUCGUCAUUAAAGGUUAG